Molecule: messenger RNA, 2934 nt
Organism: Linnemannia hyalina
Lineage: Eukaryota; Fungi; Mortierellomycota; Mortierellomycetes; Mortierellales; Mortierellaceae
Source: the annotation of a GenBank genome assembly
AUGGCGACAUUUGCAACCUGUCCUGACCUGCAUCGACACCCUUCGACACACCUCGCAGGGUUGGCUGCCAUCUCUUUCUGUGCAAAGGACAAUGUCGAUGACGAACUACAUGGCGUCCCGCCGGCGACUUCUUAUAUCUUUGGUCAAAGCCAGUUUCUGAAGAGUCUUUCUCACCCAAAUCUGUGCGAGUACCUGGAUGUCAUCAAAGGGAAACGAGACCGAUUGUUCGUCAUUCAGGAACACUACAAUAACUCGCUGGGACUCAUUCGAAGCACACAGGAGAGCGACGAAAAGGAAGGUGCACUCAAAGGACAAGGCCUAUCACAGAUUCGGUCAUGGGCAGCGCAGAUUCUGGACGGACUCGUGUACCUCAACACCCACGGAAUAGCACAUCGGACCCUCACCCUGUCUAACGUCCUGCUGAACGAAAGCGGAACCAUCAAACUCUCCAACCAUGGACUCUACAACAUGACCAAGGGAGGCUCGCUUGUCCAAUUCUCGAUCGGGGAUCCUCAUUAUCUCUCGCCAAAUACCCUCGGACAAAAUUAUACCUCUGGCCUACAGGAUUACUCGGCUGAUGUUUGGUCUGUCGGUGUGGUAUUGACAGAGAUGUUUCUAGGAGAGUCGUUCUGGCGCAAGGAUCGUCUUGACUUGGACGAGUUAAUCAGCUCUCUCUUCGCAAUUCGGCGGCUGUCGACAAAGUCUAGAUCCUGGAUCCUGGAUUGUCCCGAGAGCAUAGGCGUCAACCCUGUGGUCCUAUCGUUCCUCCAGUCUGGAAGUCUAGCGCAUCAGGAGGGAGCAAGCUUUAAGGAAGAAGAGAGCGAACUCCAGAACUUUGCGACUUUUCUACGGGAAUGCCUCAGUCUCGGAGAGUCCAACAGCCGGGAAGCGGGGCAGAUGAGACGCCACGACUUUUUCAAGUCAUACGACUUGGCGCAUGGAAUUUCAGAGCCACUCUCAGAGCCAGCGCUCAAGCUAUGGCACGAGAAACCCUACAUCCAAUCCUCUUUCCUCCCCGACUAUGAAGGCGAAGUGGAGCGGCUACGCAAGGUCAUAUCAGAGGGCAAGGAUCUGGCGGAUGACCUUGAAGCGGACGGACAGGUACCCAACCCCUGCGGUAUAUUGUCCAAGCUCCCACUUUCCCAAGUCUUCUACCUCUGGAAACUGGCUGGAGGAGACGUCGAGGCGCAGUUCAGGAGGAAUGGCCGAUUGGUCGGAACUCCAGCUAUCCAGUUACUACCCAAGGUGGUCCAGAUCGCGGAAUCAAGUGCUGGAGGCAGUCGGGAAGAGCGCAGUUCUGUCAGAGAUAUUGCUGACUUGUUCUCGGAUAUGACGUGCGUCUUGCCUUUGGAGAAUCUGGAGGCAGAGAUUCUAAAGUCGAUUCAUGAGCCCAACAAAGACCAGUUCUCGUGGGACACGGAUUAUUUCCUCUUUUCAGAUCCAGACGAAAUGAACUUUUUGCAGGGCACCAUGGGAGAGAACAUGAGCAAGGGCAAGGGUGCAGGAAGCAGCAGCAGCAACAGCGGUGAAGACGGAUUUCUCUAUCCAGAUUCAAUGCGGUUCACACCCGGAACGCCCAACGGAGCUGCAUCGAAGCUCUCGUCUGGCCUGGCGACAGGAUUUCAACCAUUGGCUCAGCAGCCUACCAAGACGCGCGUGAAGGUUCCAUUAUCGAUUCGGGAGAAGGACCUCGGCUAUCAGUACCAGCGGCUGGCGAUGUUCACGGACCUGUUGCUGCAGUACCCUGCCUCGCGAGCAGAGAUCUUGCAUCAUUCAAAGAUCGACAUCCCACCGCUGCUCCGCGGCAAAGUCUGGGCUGCUAUUUUGGGCGUUGUGGGAGAUUAUCAGCAAGUCUACAGCGACUUUGACAAGUACACAGAGAAGUCGACUGACCAUCAGAUCGAACUCGAUGUACCAAGGUGUCAUCAAUACAACCAGCUCAUGUUUUCUCCGUCAGGACACGAAAAGAUGAAGCGUCUGCUUAAGUGCUGGGUCGAGGCAAACGAGCAUCUUGUCUAUUGGCAAGGGUUGGACUCCUGCUGUGCUCCAUUCUUGACGCUCAAUUUCAACAAUGAGGCGCUGGCGUUCUCUUGCAUCCAAAAGUUCCUGCCAAAGUACCUGAAGGACAUGUUCUUGCAUGACAACUCCAAGGUGAUCCAUGAAUACUUGGCAGUGUUCCGGCACUUGUUGUCGUAUCAUGACCCGGAGCUUUCAAGUCAUUUGGACCACAUUCGGUUUAUUCCACAGCUUUAUGCCAUCUCCUGGUUCAUGACCCUCUUCACUCACAUUUUUCCGCUGGACAAGAUAUACCAUCUUUGGGACAAGAUCUUGGUCGGCCCAUCGUCAUUACCGUUGUUUGUCGGUAUUGCGAUCUUGCAACAGUUUCGCCAGGAGUUACUUCGGUCCGAGUUCAACGAGGCGAUCGGAAUCUUUUCGGAAUCCUUCCCGGAGAUGGAUAUUGAAAAGUGUAUCGAGACCGCAUUGGCGAUGUGUAGAGUCACCCCACCUUCGACCUGCUGGCUUUCAUACGAUCAAGAAUCGAGAAAGAUGAGGCGGCAGUUGUCAUCUGGAGGCGAGGGUGGAGCAGGAGCUACAGUUGGAGCGGCGAAUGGCGAGACGAUGCCUUUUAGUCAAAAUGGAUCCCUCGUUCAUGGAGAAGCCCCCAGUUCUACCAACGCUACCAGCAACAAGACAACAGAUCAACAGCAGCCUCAACAAGAGUCCAGCAGGAGAUCAAGGGAUCUGGAGUUAGAGAAACGGCUUUCAGGAGGACUGGGUCUUGGACAAGGCCCUCAUGGUGGUGUCAACUGGUGGGAGGAGCCGCUCUCGAUCGAGACCAUGAAUGAAGAGCUGGCACCCCGAAUCCACCGCUCUGAUUUCGUCCGCUUGCGACAGCAGGCCUUGGUCAUUGAUAUUCGACCCGAGUCCGAGUAA